AUGCCUCCCCGGUUACAGUCUCCAAAAUUUUCUGCAUCAGCUGCUUCAUCGCAAAUUUCCUCAUGUGCCGUCACGAGGCCACACGCCGUGUCUCUACCAGCACGGCAAUCGCGUAGCUUCUCACAGACACCAUGUCCACAAGUGACAUUACGGCGGCGGAAAUUUUAUGAGUGGCUCAAUGGGCCUGGCCGGGGACUGAAAGAGCCCAUACCCAACGCGACAAAUUAUUUGGGAGCCUAUGACAAGUAUGGCAACCUGGUGCGCGCGGGUCCCGGAUUCGGCAAGGAGGGAGCUGCAAAGGCAGACACGCCCGACCUAGAAUCUCAGGCGGAAGAAUCGACCGAGGAGACGACAUCCGAAGCCCAGGAGAAGCCGGAUGACGCAGAGCCUGAAAAGGCCGAAACCGAGCCAUUCGGCAAGGCGGGCGAAGAGGGCGACAGCACAAAGCUUCAGCCAGAAACGGAAGAAGACUUGCGGCCAUUCCCCCUCAACAAGUACUUUCGCAGUCAACCCGUCCUGAGCGAAGACCUUCGCGAAGCAAUCUACCAGAGAGUUAAAAAGGACGGCGCGACAGUAUCGCUCGCUAGCGUCGAGUUUGGCGUCAGCAAUGAGCGUGUUGGUGCCGUCGUGCGGUUGAAGCAGAUGGAGAAGGAGUGGAUAGCCCAGGGUAAGAAACUUGCACUGCCCUACUCCAAGAGUGUCCUCUCCAUGCUUCCCACAACACCAUAUGUCGACCCCUCACUACCGCAAAACAAAGGCAAGCGGCCCAUUCCGCACGAGCCUAUCAAUGACCUCAUUGUACACCCCGCGACUCGUCAGCAACUGUUUGUGCCCGUUGCAGAGUCGCGCCGCUUCACGCGUGCCGAUGCUGGCAAGGCGUUUGAUAACAACCUGCUGCCGGCCGACGCCCGCAUUCCUCACCCUGAGCUGGUGCAAGCAGAGCGCGAGCUUGAGGCGGGUCUUUCUUUCGAAGAGCGAAGAAAGCUUGCUGAAGAGCGGCUAGAGAAGGAGCAGGAGAAGAAGAAGAGGGAGGAAAGGAGAAGGGAAGAGGAGCUGAGGGCCAUGAAGGUGGUGCCGAAGCGGAGGUGGGAUUUCGUCAUCCAGGAUGUCAGCGUCGAGGCUGCAGGGCGCGAUGGAAGAGGAGCGGCAGCGGCUGGCUGGCGGUAUGGUGUACCGCACCAGGAUCGCAAGAGAGGUAUACCCAAGAUUCCUACGCGCGUCGAAGCAUAG
Molecule: messenger RNA, 1230 nt
Organism: Exserohilum turcica Et28A
Lineage: Eukaryota; Fungi; Ascomycota; Dothideomycetes; Pleosporales; Pleosporaceae
Exons: 2
Coding region: 1-1230 (409 amino acids)
Biological process (GO): mitochondrial translation
Cellular component (GO): mitochondrial small ribosomal subunit
Molecular function (GO): structural constituent of ribosome
Source: RefSeq, a predicted model, not a curated record